AUCGGUCAUGGGGGUGUCGAUUGAUGGGUUGACAAGGCCAUUUGUGGCUUCUGGGAGAGGAGGUUGUUGUUGAUCUGCCAUGGUUGAUAUUUGUGGGUCGGGUGUAUAUAGGUCUUGAACAAACAGAGUGAGGGUUGGCGGUGACAAGCCUCGGCGACAAGGUAGCUUGUCACGAUGCGAUUGCGAUUUGCGAUUUUGGUGGAGGAGCUCUCAGUCUGGAAGCUCCAGCUUCGGUUCGUGCUUUGCGCAAAUUGCCCCACCUUUGUUGACACGCAGUCACGGGAUUUGGUGUUAGCUUGGCUUUUUGGCUCAAUGAUUUGGACAGGGGAGGUUCGCGCUUUCGUCCUUCUGCCUGGUUUGCAUUUUUUUUUGGUGGAAUGGCUACCGAAAAUGCACGGCUGGAGUGAGGACAUGCAACCUUCUUUCUCUUUUUAUCCGCCAUGAUACCACAGAGCCUUGGUUCUGUUUCUUCUCUUAUACGCAAUGGAUCGUUUUGUGCAGCGAUCCAAGUCUAGCACGAGCCGGUCACCGCUUGCCACUGGAUCCGGAAAUUCCAACAAGAGGCCUGAGGGAGCUGCGCAACGGACUACUCCAACGAAACGGAGAAGGGUUGCCGAGCUGAAGGAGAGCGGCGAUGAAGACGAUGAAUUUGACUUGCCAACCUUGACCAAGAGUAUCAGGGACAGCGAGGAUGAAGCCCCCAAAAUGCCACCACGCCAGACAGCAAUUGAGAGCUCUUUGCCGGCUGUCCCGAUAGAUAAAGAAGCGAUAGAGCAGUAUGAGGCCAUGUGCUCCUCUCAACCACAGAUCGAUGAAGACAAUACCACUACCAGGUUCGAAAAGCGGCAAUGGGUCCCAGGAAAGAGCUCUAUCUAUGUCGAUGCCUUCAACCUUGCAUUAGAGACCGUCUUGGAGGAUGAAUCGCCUUUGUUUGAUAUCAAAGAGAAGCAUGUCUUUGAGCAAUGGCGAGGCUUGAGCUAUGAGACUCAGUAUCUGUAUGUACGUCUCUUUCUGCGCAAGACUGCCUCUUGGCAUCGCGUGGAACGGCUGCAUUCUUCUUACAGCAACGAUAUCACCGAUGUUGAUCUUGCUAUUGAGAACCUUUUGGAGCCCCGGGAGUUGCCAGGUGACAGCAGUAAUUCUCCAGAAGAGACACGAUCUGAGGGUCUCGAAGUGUGGUCAUUGGGCGACACUUUUACCUUUGCGGAUGACUCUCAAGAAUACAUCAAAACUAUGGCAGACGCCACUCCGUUGUUGAGUCUUGACGAACUCAAGGCACUUGCAAAGGAUGCCAAGGUUAAGGGGAAGAACAAAGCCGAUCUAGUCAAGGCGCUCUGUCACACAAGUGCUCGACAGGCCGGCUUGCUGUCCUUGGGUCUAAGUCGGCAAAAUACUAAUGAAUCGAUAGCCUCGCGAGACCAGGAGCCAGAAGACAAUCAAGAAAAAACGGAAGUAAACAGGGAUUCUCACUUUCUCAGGAAGAUACUUGCUACCACAGGGCCACUCAUCAGGCUCUCCGAGCCCAUCUUCAAACUCUUCGAGCGUGUUCAUCUGGUCUUCUACCGGUCAACCGAAUGGACCGAGAACUCACUGACGGCGAUCAUCCUGGCUAAGAUUGCACGAAGGAACUACCCAGACUAUAUCGUCUGCAGAUCCUCCAACAUAUUCGACUCCCGCCAGAGCCUCCUGGAGUUCGAGCUCUCGAUGCGCAAAGACUUCGAGGUGGACAAGGUUCUCGAGUUCAAUGGCCCACCAGGUGAAGCAGGGUUCCUCAAGGUCCUCGAGAUCUUUGAGGGCAUAGCUGAACGAUGGAGAGAACUUCUCAGGCAGGAACAGCACCGCGAAAAUCAUGUAUACGAGUUUGGCGAAGGGAGCUACCUUCGUCGGUUCAACGCAGCUCACGCCUUCACUCGGGUCGCUCACAAAGCUGCCUACGUCCUUGGCCGUCUACACCGAUAUCGGGAAGAACACGCGCUUCUCACCGAGUUGCUCAGUCAGCAUCUCUUCCAUCCAGCCCGCCGCGGAUCGUGGUAUCAACGCAAGGCCUUACUGGAGGAACGGUACAUGUGGGAAGUGGAUCCAGACCCUGUGUCAACCAGUCCCGAAACUCAGAAGAAGCACUGGCAACAGAUUGCCCUCAUCACCUGCGAGACGGGACUGGAGGAUAGAGACUGCCACCUGAUCUAUCACUACGACCUCCAAAAGCGCCUUCUCAAGCUUGAAAAGAGAUUACGGGUGCCACGUCGUCUGCAGCAUGACUUUGGUCAUGUAAAGCUACGGGAACCGGAAGAGCAUAACGUUCAGGGCAUCCAGUUGGUUCGAGACGACCCGGAUCCCAAAGGCAAGAACGGCCGCGGCCUGAGCACCAAGACGACGUGA
This is a messenger RNA of Podospora pseudopauciseta, 2379 nucleotides long. RefSeq lists its product as uncharacterized. NCBI's taxonomy places the organism in Eukaryota, Fungi, Ascomycota, Sordariomycetes, Sordariales, Podosporaceae. The transcript has 2 exons. Gene Ontology annotation, biological process: interstrand cross-link repair. Gene Ontology annotation, cellular component: nucleus. The record is from RefSeq and is a predicted model, not a curated record. The coding region runs from base 484 to 2379 and encodes 631 amino acids. Gene Ontology annotation, molecular function: flap-structured DNA binding; 5'-3' exonuclease activity; 5'-flap endonuclease activity.